Leptinotarsa decemlineata (Colorado potato beetle) is the source of this 1098-nucleotide messenger RNA. RefSeq names its product alpha-taxilin. Lineage: Eukaryota; Metazoa; Arthropoda; Insecta; Coleoptera; Chrysomelidae. The record is from RefSeq and is a predicted model, not a curated record.
GAAGAAAAUUCUAAUCGCUUGAAGGAGGAGGAAGAUAAACGCAAGGAAGUAGCUGCCACUUUCACGGAAAAACUCAACAGUCUCACCCAACUGAUGGACGAAAAUAAAGACAAGUCUUUGCGUCUGCGAGAAGAGAAUAUGAAAUUAACCUCAAAGCUCACAGAACUUUAUGAUCAGUUUCAAGAACGUGAAACUCAUUUAUCAAACAUGAAUCGUCAAAUGGAACUCCAGAAGAAGCUGUCUGAUACUCAGCUGAAAAAACUAGACGUGGAGUUUGAAACAGAAAGAGAAAUUUGGCAGAAAGAACGCACUAUUCUGUUGUCAAAUUUGGAGAAAAGUGAGGAGACCAACAAGUUGCUCCAAGAAAAUGUUAAUACAUUGCAGUUCCAUAUUGAUGUCUACCAGAAGCAGUAUUCAGAAUUUGAAAUUACCAUGAAAAAAAGCAAUAAGGUUUUUGAUUCUUUCAAAGAUGAAAUGACCAAAAUGCAGAAAGCAAAUGCUACAUUAGAGAAAGAUCGAAAUGAAUGGCACCAGAGAUGGAAGGCUGCUACUCAAUCUGCAUUGAAUUUAACCGAACUGCACCAGGAAUGCUCUUCAGAUCUUGAAACUGCUCAGCGCAAAAUAAAAAUGCUGGAAAAGUUGUGCCGAAAGUUGCAAGUGGAACGUUCAGCUUACUUGUGUCAGCUAAAAGAUAACAACAUUGUCCCGGUCACACCUCCUCCGCAUUUCGAAGAGGAAGCAGGUGCUAUUCAUGAAGUUAGCUCGGAGAAGGAGAAGCUUCUUGAGGAGCCCCAACCUACUGCUCAAAAAAAGGACAAUAUGGGGCCAAAAAAGAAAGUACUAGAGGUUAGUACAAUGCAGAUCUAUACUAUGAUCUGUACUAUGAUUAUAUGUCUGCUCCUUCAUUCAUCAGUACUGAAGUACGAAAUCGUUGUAGAAAGUUUACGACUACAGCUUGGUGCAAGUAGUGCGACCAAAAGUCCCUUUCAAGCCCUCGCCACUUCUCCUACUGCCCAUCGCACCCUGACCAAACCCCACAGGUUUGCUGUUACGACCUACUGCCUGGAGCAAGUGCAGCGACCUCAAAACUACCAUUAG